Closterium sp. Naga37s-1 is the source of this 2793-nucleotide messenger RNA. NCBI's taxonomy places the organism in Eukaryota, Viridiplantae, Streptophyta, Zygnematophyceae, Desmidiales, Closteriaceae. The record is from the annotation of a GenBank genome assembly.
AUGGCACCUACAAACUUUUCACCUUAUCCAUCCAUCUGCCCCUCCAUCUGCCCCUCCAUCUGCCCCUCCAUCUGCCCCUCCAUCUGCCCCUCCAUCUGUCGGAAAACUGCUAUUGCCAGCCAUCUGCCCUUCCUUCUGUCCUUCUUGCUCUUCUCUGUUCCUCCUCACGACGAGCCCAACGCAGCUCGUACUCUCGGAGCACGAGUGCUUUCCAUCCAAUCAAGUUCUCCCGUUUCUGCCAUCGCUGCUGAUACACAAGCUUCUGCCCCCACCUGCUCGUCUCGUUCCUCUGCUCCCGUUGCUGCUGAUAUACACGCUCGUGCCUCCAUCCCCUCAUCUUUCCUUUCCGCUUUCGCUACUGCUGAUGUGCAUGCCUGUGCCCACACCUUCCCUUCUUUCCCUUCCGUUCUCACUGGAGCACAUGCCCAUGCCCCCACCUUCUCGUUCUCCCUGUCCGCUUCCGCCGCUGCUGGUACACACGCCUGUGUUCUCACCUUCUCUUCUCUCCCUUCCGGUUCUACUACUUCUGGUGUGCACGUCUGUGCCCCCACCCUCUCUGCCUUGCUUUCCGCUUCUGCUACUGCUGGCAUACCCUUCUACCGCCGCCUCCCCUUUUGCUUCUGCGCUGGUCCUGUCCCGCCUCGCUUCGCAGGUCCUCCGCACUCAUCCGUGCUCCUGCUCGCCCCCACUGCCGCUCUGGCGAGCAAUGCGCCCUCGCCCAUCCUUCCCUUAGCGUUCCGCGCUGCCAGUGCCUCUCGGGCGGUGGGGAUCUCUCGUCCCUUCUUCCUCCAUGCCCGCGGCGACUUUCUUGCAGAUGCCACUCCUCCUCCCAUCUCCCUUCCUGCUUACGCUGCAGAUCUGGCAAACGUGCCUCGCCCCUUGCCCUUCCCUCGUUGUGCCGCUGCGGAUCAGGCGAGCCAGACUCGCCAGUCCGUCUUCUAUCUCGUUGCCAAUGCUCAUCAGGCGAGCGCGCCCCGCCUCCCUGCCUCCCAUCAUGGUGCCGACGCGGAGCAGGCGAGCGCGGCCCUCCGUUCCACCCUCCUCCGCGCUGCCGACGCGGAUCAGGCGAGCACGACCCUCCGUUCCGCCCUCCUCCGCGCUGCUGACGCGGAUCAGGCGAGCGCGACCCUCCGUUACGCCCUCCUCCGCGCUGCCGACGCGGAUCAGGCGAGCGCGACCCUCCGUUCCGCCCUCCUCCGCGCUGCCGACGCGGAUCAGGCGAGCGCGACCCUCCGUUCCGCCCUCCUCCGCGCUGCCGACGCGGAUCAGGCGAGCGCGACCCUCCGUUCCGCCCUCCUCUGCGCUGCCGACGCGGAUCAGGCAAGCGCGACCCUCCGUUCCGCCCUCCUCCGCGCUGCCGACGCGGAUCAGGCGAGCGCGACCCUCCGUUCCGCCCUCCUCCGCGCUGCCGACGCGGAUCAGGCGAGCGCGACCCUCCGUUCCGCCCUCCUCCGCGCUGCCGACGCGGAUCAGGUGAGAACUCGUCCCUGGGCACUUCAUAUCGCAUCUCCGCUCGCCCCCGCUGCUGCUCUGACGAAUGAUUCGCCUUCGCUCGCGCGUCCCGGCUGCUUCCAUGCUGCCGCUCUACCCCUGGCGAAGGUGACCACGCGUCACGCCUUCCUCUACGUGGCCGAUGCGGGUCUGGCGAGCGUAAUUCAUCACUUCGCCUUCCCCCUCCCUGCCGAUGCAGAUCUGGCGAGCACGACCUGUCGCCUCGCCUUCCUCCGCACAUGUGAUGCAGAUCUGAUGCAUGCGGCCCCUCUUUUCGCCUUCCUUCGUCCUGCCGACGCGUAUCUAGAGGAUGAUCUUCUUCCGCACGCUCAUACGUCAUGUCGCCCUGCUUUUCUUGUGGCUCAGGCGCCGAAUCCUUUCCGUGGCUGUCGUCGCCAAGCUCUGUUCGCUGAUCUGACGAACGAUCUCCUUCAUUCGCCCCACCUUGCUCCGCCUCGUCGCGCGCCGGCGCCUGAUCCGAUGCGCCUGGUGCUGCCGGGAGAUCGCGUCGCGUCCCCGCCUCCACACGUUGUUCGAGAAGAGACGCCGGAGCAGGGCGCGGAGGACGAGGAAGAAGGAUCGGGACGGUCAGACGAGGAGGCAGGGAUAGAAGGGGCGAAUGAGGCGCGAACAGGAGGAACGGGCGGUGCGGAAACCGAGCCGGCGGAAGCGCAAGCGGAGACGAGCCCGGUGGCGGUCGCGGAAUUAGAGGCCCCGCCGCCGGGAUCGCGCGGUCGAGACGAUCCCCACGAGGAAGGGCGGCGCACGGAGAGCUCCGGACGGGAGGAGCUGGGCGGGCCAGAGAUGAGCCAUCGAGCGUGGCAGGCGCCGAAUCCGCGCGGCAAGGGGAAGGAGGAGCGGUCCCGCUCGGCGGAGAGGGAGCGGCGCCUCGGGGGAGGGCGCGUGGGCGAGUUCCGCCCGCGCGGCGAGCGCCAGGAGCAGGGAGAGUGGAGCGGCGGCGCUUCGCAUUCGGCAGGACAGCAGCAGCCGCGCGGUGAGAGGGGGCGAGAGGCGGAAACAGCGUCGCCAAAGCGGCACGGUCAGCAGCAAGGGGGACGCAGCAGCACCAUGCGCUCGCCAGGCCGGACUAGGCAGAGGGAGCGGAGAGACAGCAGCUGGUCCCGCUCGCCGGACGGACAACACACGCGCAGGGAGAAGUACGCGGGGGAGCGGUCACCGCGGCGUCAGCCGCGCACUUGGAGGGAGCACUUGGACGCCUGGUCACCAUCGCCAGAGAGGCGGCCGCGGCGCGAGAUGAGCAGAUGGGAGGAGCGGGAGGUGCACGGACCGCCGACGGUGUAG